This is a messenger RNA of Soboliphyme baturini, 315 nucleotides long. Lineage: Eukaryota; Metazoa; Nematoda; Enoplea; Dioctophymatida; Soboliphymatidae. The record is from the annotation of a GenBank genome assembly.
AUGGGUGAACAUCGGAGCACGAUGGAAGCGCCCGUUAACUGUCAAGAUCUCGACUGGUCGCACACAGAAGAACCGCACGCAACCCGUCGCAACAUAAUUCCGGGCAUUUUCUACAUUUUACGACAGCUAAUUAUUUAUCAAAAUACUUUGUCCGACUUCGAAGUCCUCAACGUCAUCAUACAGUUUGCUUUCGAUCACCUCAUUUGUAACUUAUUGAAUGGUAAAGUGUUGGCAUGCUUGUCGCAUUUUUUGUUUCUUGUCCUAAAAGACCAAACGGAAGGGCGAAGUAGGGUGGACGGUAUUUUUCUAACGUAA